Messenger RNA from Sorex fumeus (smoky shrew), 486 nucleotides. It is a transcript of the gene CHCHD5, whose product is annotated as coiled-coil-helix-coiled-coil-helix domain containing 5. Lineage: Eukaryota; Metazoa; Chordata; Mammalia; Eulipotyphla; Soricidae. The transcript has 4 exons. The record is from RefSeq and is a predicted model, not a curated record. The coding region runs from base 1 to 357 and encodes 118 amino acids.
AUGCGAAACCGGCUGGAGGUCAAGUUCCCCAAGUCACAGCAGCCUGCCGUGUCCCCCAGGCAGGCUGCCCUGGAGAUCACCGCCCGUUACUGUGGCCGCGAGCUGGACCAGUAUGGACAGUGUGUGGCCACCAAGCCCGAGUCAUGGCAGCGGGAUUGCCACCACCUCAAGAUGAGCAUCGCCCGCUGCACGUCCUCCCACCCCAUCAUCCGGCAGAUCCGCCAGGCCUGUGCCGAGCCAUUUGUGGCGUUCGAGGAGUGUCUCCGCCAGAACGAGACGGCCGUGGGCAACUGCGCGGAGCACAUGCACCGCUUCCUGCAGUGCGCCGAGCAAGCCCCACCACUUCCUGCCUCCUGAAACUGUUGAAGGAAAACUGGACUUUGUGUCUUCACCGUGAAGAGUGACCAAAUGGGGUCUAGGGGCCAUGGACAUGGGCCUGGUUUCCUGGACAUCAGGACUCACAGUAAAUAAAGAAUUUGUCUACCA